Pseudoliparis swirei is the source of this 1365-nucleotide messenger RNA. It is a transcript of the gene rtca, whose product is annotated as RNA 3'-terminal phosphate cyclase. Gene Ontology annotation, molecular function: RNA-3'-phosphate cyclase activity. Gene Ontology annotation, cellular component: nucleus. The coding region runs from base 147 to 596 and encodes 149 amino acids. The transcript is spliced from 5 exons. Gene Ontology annotation, biological process: RNA processing. NCBI's taxonomy places the organism in Eukaryota, Metazoa, Chordata, Actinopteri, Perciformes, Liparidae. The record is from RefSeq and is a predicted model, not a curated record.
AACUUGACGGAGAGAAGUUCUCGAAGAAGAAGAAUCUCAAACAGCAGAAGCAGAAGAAGAACAAGAACAAGAACAAGAAUAAGAAUAACAAGAAGCAGAAUAACCUCAAACAGAAGAGGAAGAAGCAGAAUACGCAGAAGAAGAAGAUGGAGUCCUCCGCGGUGGAGAUCGACGGCAGCGUGAUGGAGGGAGGCGGACAGAUCCUGCGGGUCUCCGCGGCGCUCAGCUGCAUCACCGGCUCCUCCAUCAACAUCAGCAAAGUCCGCGCCGGCAGGAGCACACCGGGGCUCAGACCACAGCACCUGAGCGGCCUGCAGCUGGUCUCAGACCUGUGCUCCGGCAGCCUGCAGGGAGCCGCCGUCGGCUCCACGGACAUCAGCCUGACUCCAGGCAAGAUCCAGUCCGGGAACCACACGGCCGACACCAAGACCGCCGGGAGUGUGUGUCUGCUCCUGCAGGUGGCGCUGCCCUGCGCUCUGUUCUCUGACUCGUCCUCUCGGCUCAUCCUGAAGGGAGGAACCAACGCAGAGAUGGCUCCUCAGAUCGACUACACCGUCAAGGGCUGCAACAACGAAUCGAUAAAAAUCGAUUAUUAAAAUAGUUGGCAACGAAUUUCAUUAUCGAUUCGUUGUGUCGCGCGAUUAUUACGGCGCUCAAUAAGUCACGGAGUAUAAACAAAGUAGAUUUGAGCGCAGAGAGGCGCAGGAGAAACAAGAGGGAGGGAGAGACGGAACGCUGCGUUGUGAGAGCCAAUCAGCGCUGAGCUGCUCCUCUGUUGAUGAAUCUAAUUGGCUGCUGCUGCUCACGUGGCGCUGGAUGCGGAAGUCCUUCACGUCGUCGGAGACAUUCACGGAGCUGAGUGCGCCUCCGGGUGACGUCAUGACCCCAGACACCAGGGCGCUACAUGUCACCACGUGUGUGGCAUUUCCACAAGAGUAGAACGUAGAAAACGUGGUUAUUUAUUCCGUGGCGGAUAGCGGAAAAUAUUUUUCCACGGAGAAAGGCAACGGAGAUAAGCCACGCCCCCACUCGCUGUGAGCGCUGCGCGUGCAGACAGCAUUUAACGGAGCGGAGCAGCGCGUGAGCUCUGAUCGGGCGCUCUUUUAAUGAAGUAUCGAUACUAAAAAUAUGCUAAAUCACAUCGUUUUUAACGUACGGGUACUUUGUUAGCAUCGCUACACCGUGCAGCGUGACAGCAGCAAAUGUAGCGGACUAACAUUCAAGCUAACCUAACUUCCCAAACGCUGUGGACAUCUGAACGCUGAUUGGCCGAGACGCGACACGUCUCAUCAAAGAUGUUUUAUUGUGAAGAAGAGCACCACUUCACAUUUUUUCCGCGUCUCACUGCAAUCUCAACGGCAGCGG